This is a messenger RNA of Aureococcus anophagefferens, 1426 nucleotides long. RefSeq lists its product as hypothetical. Gene Ontology annotation, molecular function: dioxygenase activity. NCBI's taxonomy places the organism in Eukaryota, Pelagophyceae, Pelagomonadales, Pelagomonadaceae. The coding region runs from base 51 to 1283 and encodes 410 amino acids. The record is from RefSeq and is a predicted model, not a curated record. The transcript has a single exon.
CGAGAAGAAGGCUCCGCUGCUGUUGCCCGACAUCGAAGAACCGCCACAGGAUGAGCACGUUCCACGUCGCUCCCGUGCGGAGCGACAGCGGCACGAACCUCAUGACGCGCGCGAGUUCGACAAGCGGCCUGUUCGCGCUCGAGCAGAUGGAGAAGGACGACGAGGAGCCCCGCGGCCUGACGCACGUCGUCUCCGACGGCAUGCUCUGCGACAAGGGCAUCUCCGAGGACUGGGAGUCGUCCGCGCGGAUCUACGAAUACGGCGCCGCCGCGAAUCCGGACCUGCCUGCCAUCCCCGUGCUCGUGCACCCGGCGUCGCUGCACGAGGCCGGCCCGACGCGCGUGAUCCCCUUCGACCUGUCGUCCAUGAUCGGCGGCGCGGCGCCGUGCACGAGCCCGAACUUGAUGGCGUCGUACGUGCGCGUCCUCGUCGGCGAGCGCAUCUCGACGGCAGCGCUCGCGACGUCCCAGGCCUACUACGUGAUCCGCGGCGGCGGCUCGACGACGUCCGAGCACGGCCGCGUGACGUGGAACACGGGCGACCUCUUCGUCGUGCCCAAGACCGACGGCCAGCUCGUCCACGAGUGCUCGGCCGCGGAGGCGCACGACGGCGCGGCGCUCUACUGGAUCCACGACCAGCCCCUGCUCGACUACCUCGGCGUCGCGCCGGCGGUCGCCAAGUUCGACCCGACGCUCUUCACGCGCCAGCGGCUCCUGGAGACCGUCGAGGAGAUCCGCCACGCGCCGGGCGCCGAACACAAGAACCGCCUCGGCGUGCUCCUCGGCAACGCCAAGACGGAGGAGACGACGAAGACGCUCACGCACACGCUCUGGAGCCUGCUCAACUCCAUCGGCCCCAAGUCCGUCCAGCGGCCCCACCGCCACAACUCGGUGGCGCUGGACCUCGCCGUCCACGCGGAGUGGCCCGCGGGCAGGGUCUACACGCUCAUGGGCAAGGAGAUCGACGGCAACGGCGACAUCAUCGAUCCCAUCAAAUGCGUCUGGGCCACGGGCGCCGUCUUCGUGACGCCGCCCGGGUGGUGGCACAGCCACCACAACGAGAGCGACUCGACGGCCUGGGUGCUGCCCAUGCAGGACGCGGGCCUCUACACGCACCAGCGGACGCUCGACAUCCGCUUCGUCGACGACGAGCUCGCGCUCCACCGCGGCGGCCGCAUCCGCGGCUCCGCGUUCGCCGUGACGAACAAGCAGUACACGGACAUCCAGACGCGCGCGCGCGAGGACGCCGAGGAGUGCCCGAACUUCAACUACGGCCUCGCGUAGGCGAGAUCAUCGACCACAGCCGCUCGCCCGCCCGCCUGCAUAUAGAAGCCGCGACUUCCGCGGGCCGCGCCGACCACAUCCGCCGCGGCCCUUCAAAAAUCACAUCGAGAGAGUCCCAUAGCUAAUGUCCUGUGUUGAAUCCC